This is a messenger RNA of Eruca vesicaria subsp. sativa (arugula), 529 nucleotides long. The record is from the annotation of a GenBank genome assembly. Lineage: Eukaryota; Viridiplantae; Streptophyta; Magnoliopsida; Brassicales; Brassicaceae.
AUGCAGUUCAUUGGAAAUCUCCAGGAGUCUUCUGGCCUGAAGAGUAGCUGGGGUGCAGUGAUUAUUGCGGAGAUCAUAGCCCUUGUGGCUGCCAGCACGGUGCAUCGAGUUUGUAUUACAACCUGUUUUUUCUUCUCUGCUGGGCUGUUAUACGAGAUGAACAAGAUCUCAGGAUAUAUGCUCUCCGAGUCCAAAUCUAAAAGGCACUGAAUCAAAGAUAACCGGACAUGAUAUUCCCGACUUUGUUUUAGCACUUAAAAAGAUUCGAGGAUACGUCAUACUUGCCAACUUUACCUAGAAUUUCCGCAUCCUAUGCUUGGUUGAUUUUGUAGUUGUGUUUAUGACUCUUAUGUUCUUAUAGAGAAACUAAGGUAAUAGUGCAAAUUUUGAUAAGGCAUUAGUGCAAAUUUUGUGAGCAUUCAAAAGUUGUGUGAGUGUUGGACUACAAAUGUUGUAGUGGGUUGGGUUCGUUUGGUAGCAUGAAAAGUUUGGUUUGGUUUUGGCCUUUUUAAACUUUUUUCUCAUAACU